AUGGCGCUAAAUGUUGAGAUAGUCUCCAAAGAGAUGAUUAAACCCUCAUCUCCAACACCCCAUCACCUGAAAAGCCUCAAACUCUCUCUCUUAGAUCAGAUUGCACCACCAGUUUAUGUUCCGAUCAUUCUCUUCUAUCCUCUUCAGUUGGGCUCCAAGAUUGAUCCUACCCAAAAAAAUAAAUCUCUGAAACAAUCAUUAUCAGAAAUCCUAACACAGUUCUACCCAUUAUCUGGAAGGAUCAAAGAUGAUUUUUUCAUUGAUUGUGAUGACACUGGAGUCGUGUAUGUUGAAGCUCAAGUCCAUGCUCAACUCUCAGAAGUCAUUGCAGAGCCAAGCAUGGAGGAAUUGAAACAGUUCCUCCCUGUAGAACCUUAUAGCAGUACUGGAACUGUGAAGGAGACCCUCCUGGCCAUUCAGAUAAACUUUUUUGACUGUGGUGGGAUGGCCAUCGGCGUCAAUAUGUCUCACAAAAUUGCCGAUGGAUCGUCGUUGAUCACCUUCAUGAAUGCAUGGGCUAGUAAAUCACGUGGAGAUAGUCUAAAUUUGGGCCUUGAUUUUGAUAUCGAUUCUCCGUUUCCACCCAGAGAUUUAUCUGGGUUCAUACCAAAUGCAGUCAUAAGCAAAGAGAAGAUUAAAUCUGCAUGUUCUGGUGCUGAAUCAAUAGUGAAGGAUCCGACCCGGGUUGAAGCCGUCUCAGCUUUCAUCUGGAACCAUUUCAUGCAGGAUCCGACCCGGGUUGAAGCCGUCUCAGCUUUCAUCUGGAGCCAUUUCAUGCAGGUUGCCAAUGCCAAUGCUAAAAUGGAUUCAAAAAAGAUAUUUGCUGCAGUUCAUGCAGUGAACUUGAGGCCCAAGAUGAACCCACCUCUUUCUAAUCAUGCCUUUGGAAAUCUAUGGAGCUUUGCUCUUGCUGUGUCAAAGCCUGAGGAAGACAAAGAUUAUCAUGAUCUGGUUUUCAAGCUCAGGAGCGCGAUAAGGAAGAUCAAUGGAGACUAUGUGAAGAAACUGCAAGAUGGAGAGGAGUAUUUGAACUAUNUAUUGUUCAGUGGGCUACAUUAG
Molecule: messenger RNA, 1059 nt
Organism: Ilex paraguariensis (yerba mate)
Lineage: Eukaryota; Viridiplantae; Streptophyta; Magnoliopsida; Aquifoliales; Aquifoliaceae
Source: the annotation of a GenBank genome assembly